GAGGACAAUGACGGAGCGAGGAAAGUAGGAUAAUUAAGGAAGCAUUGGCUGUGUUGUAAUGAUGAUGGUUGACACUGUGAGGUAGAUGAGAGAGCAGAAAGCAGUAAAGGGGGAGUGAGAGAGAGAGAGAGAGAGAGAGAGAGAGAGAGAGAGAGAGAGAGAGAGAGAGAGAGAGAAUAUUUAAUUCAAAGCUUUUAAACACUUUUUUUUUUUUAAACUUGCUGAUGGAGAACACAGAAGUGAACGUAGAGCAUGGCGAGAACCCACCACCAUACUACCUGGUGGUGAAGCCUAGUUGUCCUCCACCUCCAUAUGCAAUGGUCCAGCCGUUACCGAGCACCCCUCCAGUUGUUCCUUACUCCAACCAACCUCUUCCUCAAUUACUUGCUCCUCAUGUGCCUCAACGAGUUAUCACUACCAUAGAACAAGGUCAACCAGACCCGAGGCAGAGCAGACUGGUGGUGACACGACAUAAAAAAGCUCGCUGCUAUGGAGGCUCAGGAGGCUCUCUUCUUAUUUUACUUUUUACUGGAAUUGUAAUCUGGCUGGGAGUGCGAUACGGCGUGUCAGUGAUGUCCAGAGGGAAGUCUGACACGUGUCCGCCCAAUACCGUCGUCUGUGACGGGCAUACCGAUUGCCAAAAGGGCAGCGACGAGACGAUCUGCGUGAGGUUUGGAGAAGGAAAUGAACUGCAGGUCAUGACUUCAAACUCCAGCGGCUUCCUUCCCAUUUGCUACGCUGACUGGAAUCACAGCCUGGCUACCCAGACCUGUCAACAACUCGGGUUCAGAGGAAGUUACAAGUAUGGAGGCUUAACAUCCACCUCAAAAUCAUUCCUCUUUGUGACCUCUGAAUCUUCAGACACCAUACAGGGAAAGGUGAACGUUGGCACAAUGUGUCCUGGUGAACAGGCAACAUUUCUCCAAUGUACUGACUGCGGGCUUCCGAGGACCAGCUCCCGGAUCAUCGGAGGCAGUGUGGCGACUCCGGGACUCUGGCCAUGGCAGGCCAGCCUGCAUUUCGAGGGUUCUCAUGUGUGCGGAGGGUCAGUGGUGUCACAAGAUUUCAUAGUGAGUGCUGCACACUGCUUUCCCAGUGACCCUGCUUCCUGGCAGUUGGCUGUUAACUGGCGUGUGUACCUGGGCGUGGAGUCACAGUACAUGCUGCCGCCUCCGCAUUACGUAGCUGACAUCAUUAUACACGAGUCGUACAACCCCAACACACACGACAACGACGUCGCGCUGCUCAAACUCACCCAGCCCAUCAACUUCACUGGAUCGGUCCAGCCUGUCUGUCUCCCUGCGUUUGACCAGGUUAUUUCUACAGACACACAAUGCUGGAUAACAGGAUUUGGAACAACACAGGAAGGAGGAGCCCUUGGUUCCAGUCAGCUUAUGGAGGUAGCAGUAGAUAUCAUUGACACAUCUGUGUGUAAUGACGCCUACAAAGGACUCAUCUCUAAUGACAUGCUGUGUGCAGGAGAUAUGGAAGGGGGGAGAGACGCCUGCCAGGGUGACAGUGGAGGUCCUCUGGUGUGUCAGGAGGAAGACGGGCGCUGGUACCUCUACGGCGUGACGAGCUGGGGGAGCGGGUGUGGCCGCGUGAACAGCCCGGGCGUCUACAGCAAUGUUCACAGCCUUCUAGCGUGGAUCCACAGCAAGAUGGAGGAAGACAGGCCGUGAGGACACCGCUGUGGGACGUGGGAAGCACAAGCUUGACAUCAUGUCAGGACUGAUCACUUAUCACCAGGGAUUGUUGUUGAUGCUUUCUCCUUCGCACACGUGUUAAGACGUAUCCCGUCACGGUGGUAUUCACAAUGCUUCUAAGCAAAAUGAGGCUUCUUGGAUAUUACAGUGUAUUCAUGAGUACACAAGCAGCAUCAUUGUACUGUAUUGUCUCGUAAGGCUCCUCCCACCUGUACCUUUGAUUGGUGAUCUGGUCUCCUCUGAUUGGGUGAUUAGUUUUGAUAAGAAUACGGACCUUCCUUGGGUCUGCGGUCGAUGUGCUCUGCGGUCCCACUGCUUGCCCUCUAGUUGCACAAUACCACGUUGGGAUCAUCUUAAACCAAUAAAAGAAAGAAAAGUAGUAUAACUCAUCUAGAUUUCCUUCAUACAAUCAUACUGAAUCGCCAUGCAAUCAUUUCUGUCCCCGCGCCGUGACUGUGAGAAAGCCGCGCGCUUGGAACACUAAAUAAAUAAAGGCUUUCGUGUGAACGUAUACGGUA
This is a messenger RNA of Ictalurus punctatus (channel catfish), 2224 nucleotides long. RefSeq names its product transmembrane serine protease 13b (gene tmprss13b). Gene Ontology annotation, molecular function: serine-type endopeptidase activity; protein binding. Bases 225 to 1682 code for a protein of 485 amino acids. Lineage: Eukaryota; Metazoa; Chordata; Actinopteri; Siluriformes; Ictaluridae. The transcript is spliced from 13 exons. The record is from RefSeq and is a predicted model, not a curated record. Gene Ontology annotation, cellular component: membrane. Gene Ontology annotation, biological process: proteolysis.